Prosopis cineraria is the source of this 1713-nucleotide messenger RNA. RefSeq lists its product as uncharacterized. The transcript has a single exon. The record is from RefSeq and is a predicted model, not a curated record. Lineage: Eukaryota; Viridiplantae; Streptophyta; Magnoliopsida; Fabales; Fabaceae. The coding region runs from base 107 to 1537 and encodes 476 amino acids.
CCUGUUCGUUACUCCCCAUCGAGAGGCCCCGUGUACGACCGAGAAAACCAUUCCAUUUCCAAAUUUUUGUGUAUCACAACUCACAAGAAUUUUGAAAUUCCACAAUAUGCCUUCUUCUACACCCUCUCUGGUUUCCAAAUGCACCGUUUUCCCUGACCGGAACUCCACUAUCGGAGACCUCAAGCUCUCCGUCUCCGACCUUGCCAUGCUUUCCUGUCACUACAUCCAGAAGGGUUGCCUCUUCAACCUUCCUCCCGGUUCUCUCCCUUUUCAUUCUUUCAUUCCUCUCCUCAAGUCCUCUCUCGCUCGCACUCUCUCGCUCUUUCCUCCUCUCGCCGGCCGCUUGAAGACCGAUUCCGAUGGCUAUGUCUUCAUCGACUGCAACGAUGCUGGCGUCGAUUUCGUUCAUGUCACUGCCACCGGAUUCUUCAUCCACGACCUCUUGGCCCCGCCCGAUGUCCCCGAAUCUUUCAAGGAAUUCUUCGCUUUUGACAGGAAAGUUAGUUACUGCGGUCAUGUCAGCCCGAUUUUGGCUGUUCAGGUCACCGAGCUCGCAGACGGCGUUUUCAUCGGCUGCUCCGUCAACCACGCCGUCACAGACGGGACCUCCUUCUGGAAUUUCUUCAAUACUUUCGCCCAAGUCUUCAGAGGAGUCGACAAUAUUUCCAAGGUGCCGGACUUCCGGAGGGAGUCCGUUCUCAUCUCGGAAGCGGUGCUCCGUUUGCCAGAGGGUGGGCCCAAGGUCAACUUCAACGCCAACGGACCAUUGCGGGAGCGAAUUUUCAGCUUUAGCCGCGGAGCAAUUCAAAAGCUGAAAGCCAGAACAAAUAACAGGAGGCGGACAGGCAACCAUAACGGGGAUGUCAUUAAUGCUUUAGAGCUGACGGGGAAGCAGCGAAACGAUCCUUUCCAGGAGGAGGACAGGAUAGUAAGGUCCAGGGUCAAGAGUGCAGUUGCUGAAACGGGGGAGAUAUCGUCGUUCCAGUCGCUUUGUGCACUACUGUGGAGGGCGGUAACGCGAGCCAGGAAGAUGUCAGCGUCGAAAAUGACAACAUUCAGAAUGGCGGUUAACUGUCGGCAAAGGCUGGAGCCCAAAUUAGAUCAGUACUACUUCGGGAAUGCGAUUCAGAGCAUACCGACGUACGCGUCCGCAGGCGACGUAGUGUCAAGGGAUUUGCGGUGGUGCGCGGAGCAACUGAACAAGAACGUGAAGGCGCACGACGACGCUACGGUGAGGCGGUUCGUAGAGGAGUGGGAGAGGAACCCGAGGUGUUUCCCCCUGGGGAAUCCUGACGGUGCAUCCAUCACCAUGGGGAGCUCCCCGAGAUUCCCAAUGUACGACAAUGAUUUCGGGUGGGGCAGACCCGUAGCGAUUCGGAGCGGUGGGGCCAACAAAUUUGACGGGAAGAUCUCGGCUUUUCCCGGCAGGGAAGGCAGCGGGAGCGUUGAUCUGGAGGUUGUGUUGGCGCCCGAAACCAUGGCGGGACUGGAGUCGGACUCGGAGUUCCUGCGAUACGCGUCGUCGUUUCUGUUAUGAUGUGUUUGACCUGGCUGCGCCUGUUUCAGCAUGUGGAAUUCGUAUUUUUAAUUUAAUUUUUGGUCUGUGUACGUACUAAUGUCUAAUAAGUGUUGUGGUUAUGCUCUACUCUCUCACCACGCCUCUGUACUUAUAUUUUGCCCUUUUUUUUUCCUCUGUAACUCAAAUAGUAAACU